GCUCCAGCACUGCCUGGCCACUACCAGACGGUUCAGAGCCUCUGGCAGUGUGCUGCAGCUGGACAUAAGGAGGGGACGGACAGGAGGCUGCUGGUGUAUCCAGGAGAUCAGUUUUCACCUCAAGAGCCAAAGAGCAGCCAGAGUGAUGGCAGGGAAGCCCGUGAAGAAGUCCACCCUUCCUGGGGUAAGCAUCCGGCAGCUGGUGGAGGAGAUUCCUGAAGGCUGCAGCACACCGGACUUUGAGCAGAAGCCUGUUACCUUGGCUCUGCAGGAGGGGAAAAAUGCCAUAUUCCGGGUCGUGGUCUGCGGAGAGCCCAGACCUGAAGUGCGCUGGCUGAGCACCAAAGGAGACCUCAGCAACUCCAGCAAGUACCAGAUCUCCUCGGCCCCAGGCAGCAAGGAGCAUGUGCUGCAGAUUAACAAGCUGACAGGAGAGGACACAGAUCUGUACCGCUGCACCGCUGUGAACAUGUACGGAGAGGCCACGUGCUCAGCGAGACUUACUGUCAUUGAAGUUGGCUUUUGGAAGAACCGGAAGAGACAGAAAGAACCCCAGGAAGACAUCAGGAAGGAAAUCAUGGACUUCAGGAAGAUGCUAAAAAAGAGGGCCCCACCUCCAACUCCUGAAGAGAAGUUGGAGUCUGAGCAGGUGUGGCAGCUGCUGAUGCAUGCUGACCGGAAGGACUAUGAAAAGAUCUGCUUAAAGUAUGGUAUCGUGGACUUCCGGGGGAUGCUGCGUAAGCUGCAGGAGAUGAAGAAAGAACAGGAGCAUGAGAUGGCAAAGUAUGUCCACGCUAUCUCCAAUUUGAGGCACAUCAGAGUCUCCAAGGAGGGGUUCGCCGCAUUUGACCUGGAGCUUGAUCUCAAGGACCUCGAGAGCAAGGUUUACUUGUAUAAGGAUGGUGAGAUGAUCCCCUAUGGCUCCAAUAACCAGACCAAGCACUGUCUUCGGCGGCUGGGGAAACGGUACUGCUUCCAGAUCCUGGACCUGCAACCAGAGGAUGCUGGCCUUUACCAGGUCAAGGUGGAGGAUGCUGUAGUCUUCUCCACAGAACUGGACUCUGCUGCCAUUCCCCCCAGAAUUGUGGUCCCCCUGGCUGAAACUCACUGUAAGGAGAAGGAAGAUGCAAUAUUUGAAUGUACUCUCUCCAAACCCUGUCCCAACGCUACCUGGUAUUUCCAGCACCAGCCACUCCGGCUCAGUGACAAAUAUGAAAUGACUGUGUCUCCUGAUGGGCUCACCCAUCGGCUGCUGGUGAGAGGGGCUCGCCUCUCAGACAGGGGCCUCUAUUCGCUGGGCACAGGACUCCAUGCCUCCAGUGCCUGGCUGGUGGUUGAAGCUGGGAAGGAGAAAGGCCUUCAGACCACAAGUGCUGACCGCCAGCUGCAGACACAAGGAGCUAAGGCCUCAGAUGCAGAAGACUCCAAGGGCAUCAGUGGCGAGGGAGGGAAACCCAGAGAGAAGGGCCCCACAGGAAGCUCCCUCAAGCGGCUGGAGCCAGCUUCUGGGCUCCAGCUCACUAUGGGCCCAGACUGUGGUGGCCCUGGCAGGCAUGACUACUCCUUGAUAGAGGGUGAGGGGGAAGCUGACUCAGCCUGGAUCCCUGGGCAGGAGAGAAAGGACUUUCUAGAAGCAGAGAGGAACAGAGCCAUUCUUUCAAGAGAAAAUCAGCCUUACCUAGAAGAAGACUGGGAUAAGAGCCUCUUAGGGAGGUCUCAUUUGCAGAGAGAAGGCCCAGAAUCAGGCUUGGGCUUCAAGGAAAGAGAAUAUCAAGGCUGUGGCAGAGAAGGUCAUGGGGACAGAAGCUGGGGGACAGAAGGAAGCUGGGAGGCUGGGUCCAGUCAUCCUCAAGCUGGAAGACUGGGGAGUAGCAGGGAAGGAAGGGAUCCCAGAAAGGACAGUGACAGUCAACUGGACAUACAUGGCCAGAAACAACUCUGGGAUGCUCAAGUGCAACCUGGAACAGGGAAGAGGGCCCAGUGGGGAUACCAGUUUGAUCCUGAGAGAUCUUGGCCAAAAGAGGAGGGGACAGGAAGGAUUCUACAAGGCAAUCAUCUGAAUGAGAUGGAGAGAAGAGACAGCCCAAGCAGGGGAAGGGGGAGGGGAGCAGCAGGGGGAGCAUGGGCUGGAGGCACUGGUGUAGAGGAAGCUGGAGAGAGCAGUGGCAUAGGAAGUUCUGAUAUCCUGAAGUUUCCCAGAGGAGGAGGAGGUUCCAGCUUCAAGGCAGGCAUGGGUCCUGAGUCCUGGAGCUCUCAGAGAGAUGGAGAUGCUGGUCCUGAGGAAGCCAGGGGCUCCUGGGGGCCAGGGGAAUAUUCAGGACAGACACCUAGAGACAAGUACCUUCAGGAACCCUCCCUAACCAGAGGUGAGAAGUUUAUCCCAGGGGACAGGAGUCCUGAGACCGGAGCUGAGGACUCACUGCAGGGCACAGAUGACCUAGGGUCUGGGAAGACUGAAGUUAGAAGAAGGAGCUAUAAAACUGGCCCAGGGGGCCUCGGAGAUGCCAGGGACUGGGAAGGUGACCAACAAGAACUUCAGGGAAGCAAUGGCCAGUUCACAGCUGGGGCCUUAGGUAGAACAGAGGGUGAAUCCAGAAGUCUCCAGUUUCCCCAGGGCUGGACAUCAGGGCAGAAGGGAGCAGGGGAGCCUGGCAGAAUAGAGUCUGAGAGCCCAGAUCCUCAAGAUGAUACAUGGUCCCAUGUUAGAAAGACCAGGACCUACCCCGGGCCUGCAGUUCGGGGGCCCAGUGGUAGAGGAGGAAAUGGGACCCAGGCAGCUGAGUUGAUGGAGCCUGGUCGGGCCGGAGAUGCCAGAAGUCACAAGCUGGUUAGGGUUCCAGGUGAGGGUACUCAGAAAUAUGGAAGAACGCAAGGAAACACCAAAGGAUUAAGAGAGCCAGGGGCAGUAGGACCCAGCCCGGAUUUCUGGAAUGGGUCAGGAAGCAUCAGGGAAGGACCCAGAGAAGAGAUGGGCUUCAACGAUGGCUUAGAAGGCCCGAGAAAAGUGGAAUCUAGGUAUGAGGACAGUUCAGGGUAUUCUGGAGAACUAGGUCCUGGAAUUGGAGUUGCUUAUAGUGAUGGCACAGAGGUGCUGGGGAAAAUGGGGUCUGGUCAUGGUGCUGGGUAUAGUGUUGUCUCUGGGGCACCUGUUGGAACAGAGUCUGAGGAAGAGCAUGCUUACGCACAUGACUCACAGGUGCCUGGGGGAAUGUGGUAUGGAAACAAAGGUCACCGUGGUCCUGCUGGAAGUGGGUCUGGAAGAACCACCAGUCUCAGAAAUGGUUUGGGGAGCCCCAGUGGGCUAUCCAAAGAUAAAGCCUGGGAUUGGGGUCCAUCGAGGAGCCAGAAGCAAACAGGCCCUGAAGGAGAGCACUGUUUUGAUGGCUUAGGGGGCCCUAAGACAGGAGGGUCUGUGGGUAUAGGUGAUCUCAAAGCCCCUGGAACAGCACAGACUAUUGGGGAGGGACGUGUAGAAGCAGGAGGGGGUUCUGCAAGAAUAAGGCCUCAGGGUCAGAGUGGAGAUUCUAGGGGCUUCAGAGCCACAGGAGCUCUGGGGACCUUUGGAAAAGGUGGCUAUGAAAAUGGCAUUAGGGGCCCAAGAGCCACAGAGCCAGGGUCUCUGAGGGCAGGAGGCAAAGAUGGUGAUGGAGGUGAGACAAGGGCCACUGGAGCUACAGCUGAGUAUGGGGACAAUAGCCAGCAGUGGGAAGCCCUAGGGCCUCAUGCUGGGACCUCUUCUAACAGCCAGUGGGCUGAGGGGUCUGGCCGUAUGCUGAGGUAUGGGGAUGGAUCUGAAAUUCCAGAGCCUCUUGGAACUGGGGAGAGAAGAGCUUAUGGAGAAGGGCCACGAGGACUCGGGCCUGGGAAAACACAGCCAAGAGAUGGGGCAGGCUACAGAGAUGGCUCUGGACAACUCAGAGGAAUGGGACCUGAGAAUGAUACAGGUUACAGGAAUGCUAUUGGGGCUUCUGGGGAAAGGGGAUCAGGAGGCGAGGCAGGUUAUAAAAAUGUUCCAGGAGCUUCUGAGAAGAUUCCAUUAGAAAGUGAGGCAGCUUUUAGGGAUGGUUUUGGAGAAACUGGGGAAAUGGGUUUGCAAAAUGAAGUUGGUUUCAAGGGAAGAUUGGGCAGAUCUAGAGAAAAGGGGUCGGAAGGUGAGAUGUGCUAUGGAGGUGACUCUGGGAGGUCUGGAGUAUCAGGAUCACUCACUGGAAUGGGCCAUGAAGCCAUGGAGUGUGGGUCAGAACCUGAGGGUGGCAGAAGCUCUAAGCCAGGUUCAGAGAGAAGCAGAGGAAUGGAGCUCGCCAAUGGGACAGGUCUUGGAGUAGGCUCUGGGAUGGCUGGAAUGCCUCAUAAGGUUGGUGCAGCACAUAUGGACAGCCUCAAGUGCCCAGGGGCACUUGAAGGGUCAGAAGGAUGGGGUUCCAAAAAAGGUCUUGGGGGCUAUGAAACCUCAGGAAUCUCUGAUUCCUUGGGGACUGUUGAUUCCAAGGGGAAAUUGGGUGUCAGAGAAGGGCACCAUGGUCCUGGGAGGAGCUCCCAGUGGAGAGGAGCUUCUAGUGGGGAGGGUGAGUCUGCCGAUGAAGCAGGGAGGAUGGGAGCUUCCAGGUUUCUUGAUGAGACAUGGGCAGUGAAGGAUGAGACCCAGACAGGUACUGCUGCUCAGGAGUCUGGACACAAACAGGACUUUUGGGAAGUAGGCUCAGGGACAACAGACAAGGUUAGAUUUGCUGACCAGGGAGGAGCAGCAGCUCAGGGAAGUGUGGACUCAGUGCCAGGAAGCAGAGGGAUGGGAGCAGGUUCUAGGAGAUCAUCAGGGAAAGGACAGAGUGUGUGCAGCAGUUCUGUGCCUCAGGGAAGGGGCAAGUCACCAUCAGGGCCAGCCAAUGAGCAAGAGGGGAGCCAUGCUUGGGCCCCAGGCUGGGAAGACGAGGGGAGUGGCCAAGGCAGCAUGGGUGCUGGAAACAAACCUUCAGGCUCCCAGACUUCCAGUUCUCUGCAAGAGAAUGAUGCCAGUACCAGGAAAGCCCACAGGAGACCAGGGGGCUCUAAAGGCAGGGAAUUUUUGCCAGGUCAAGAGGCUGCUGGUGAAUGUCCAGGUCCAUGGUCCCAGGACAGCGGAGGUUCAGGUCCCAGGAGAGGAAGGUCUACUGGUGCAGAGGACUCAGAUGUCCUGGGAAAGGAGAAUUUCACUGAGUCAAAGGAUGGUCUCACCCCAAAACCUGUGGAGUCAGGACCCCAGGAAACCUGGAAUGGCUUAGAUGUUUCCUCUGGCAGAAAAGUCUCUAAAGAUAGAUUGGGAGGGAUCCAGGGCCCUGGUUAUCAUUCCAGAGAAAAGGGGCGAUUUGAGGAGCAGGGGUUCCUAGAGGGCAAGAAUGACAGGGCCCAAGGUCCUGGGGGCCUAAAGGAGUAUGGAAGGCAAGAGACAGAAGAGUUUGGCAGGUCAGGCCAAAGGUCUGAUCCCCGCAGGAGCAGGUAUCAGGGACAAUCAGGGUCUGAGGUUGGACCAGCAAAGAGAAGGGAUGCAGAUGAGGCCAGAGGCAUGAGGCGGAAGCCUGGCAGUGAAGAUGAAGGGUACCUGGGGGAGACUUGGAGUGAAGACGGGAGCCGGGGGUCCCCCAGGCAUCUUGGCAGCAGGAGAGGUGCCAAAGAGGGCAAGUCGGAUGUCUGUGAUGAGGGGCGGGAUGCCACUCAGAGCCCCAGAUCCAGAUACAAGGCCAGCACUGGCAGUUCCUCCACGGAGGCCCAAGGACACACAGGCCACUUCUCUCAAGGCCUGGCUGACAUGGAAGUGCAGCAGGGUGAGGCUGCCGUGCUUUCCUGUACCAUCACCAGGGACCUGGGACCCGGCGCCUGGUUUAAGGAUGGAGUCAAGCUCUCCUCCCAGGAUGGCGUCAUCUUAGAGCAAGACGGACUUGUGCACAGACUCCGGAUUGCCCACGUGCAAGCAGCCCAGGCUGGGAAGUACACAUUUGUAGCAGGCAACCAACAGAGUGAGGCCACCCUGACUGUUCAUGAUCCCCCCACCAUAUCUCCAGAUGUGACAGAGAAACUGAAGGAGCCACUGGUGGUCAAGGCUGGGCAACCAGUAACAGUGAAGAUCCCCUUCCAGAGUCGCCUCCCUGCUCAGGCUUCCUGGAGGAAGGAUGGGGCUGAAGUGCUGGGCAGCAGCCACAGAGGGGCUCAGGUGGCCCUGGGAGAUGGCUACACCAGGCUGUGUCUCCCUAGCACCUCCAGGAAAGACAGUGGCCAGUACAGCGUGACACUGAGGAGCGAGGGAGGCUCUGUGCAGGCUGAUGUCACUCUGCAAGUCAUAGACAAGCCUCAGGCCCCACAGGGCCCCCUGGAGGUGCAGGAUUGCCACAGGGCUGGCAUUUGCCUCUCCUGGAGAUCCCCAAGGGAAGAUGGGGGCCGGGCCGUGGAGCACUAUAUGGUGGAGAGGCGACAGGCUGGCAGGAGCACUUGGCUGAAGGUGGGCGAGUCUCCCCCAGACAGCACUACCUUCACAGACAGCGGUGUGGAGCAAGGCAAAAAGUACACUUACCGCGUGCGGGCUGUGACCUCGGAGGGGCCUGGGGAGGCUCUGGAGUCUGAGGAGGUGCUGGUGGCUCCUGAUGCUCUCCCAGGGCCCCCUUCUGCCCCAACCAUUUUGUCAGCUUCUAGCCAGGGCAUCACUAUAACAUGGGCAGCACCUCAUGGCCGUGGCAGUGCCCACAUCCUGGGUUACCUGAUUGAGAAGUGCAAGAAGGGGAGCAACACCUGGACAGCUGUGAAUGACCAGCUCAUGUCUGAAAGGAGAUGCACCAUAACAGACGUGCGGCAGGGCUGUCAGUAUCAGUUCCGGGUCACAGCGGUGGCUCCCUCAGGCCCUGGAGAGCCUGGGCCCCCAUCGGAUGCUGUCUUUGCCCGGGACCCCAUGAGAUCCCCAGGGCCUGUGCAGGAUCUCCGGGUCACAGACACGUCAAACACCAGCAUCACCCUCAGCUGGAUGGGGCCGGAUCCCCAGGACGGGGAUGAUGCCCAGGGGUACCUGGUGGAGCUGUGUGGCUCUGACAGUCUCCAGUGGAGCCCAUGCCAUGCAGGCAUGGUGUCAGGCACCACCUUCACAGCCAAGGGGCUCCGGCCCCAAGAGGGCUAUUUUGUGCGGGUGACAGCAGUCAAUGAUGAGGGAUGCAGCCAGCCCAAGGCCUUGGACACAGUAGUGCACGCCACGCCUCCCACUGUCUGUCCUAAGUUCCUCAUGGACUCCAGCACAAAGGACUCCCUGACAGUCAGAGUGGGGGACACCCUUCGUGUGCCUGUCUCCUUUGAAGCUGCCCCCAUGCCCGAGGUGACCUGGCUGAAAGAUGGCCUGCCCUUGCCCAAAAGAAGUGUAACCACCACCAAGGAUGGCAUCACCCAGCUUCUGAUUCCUGCAGCCAGCCUCGCAGACAGCGGCCGCUAUGCCGUGGUGCUGAGGGACCCUCAGGGCAAGGAGUUCACCUACAGUUUCCUUGUCAGGGUGGCAGGAUGGCCACAGGCCCCUGGGCCCAUCCACCUGCAGGAAAAUGUGCCUGGGACAGUGACAGUCCAGUGGGAGCCCUCUCCGGAUGAGGCCCAGGGCAUCCCCUUGCACUACACAGUGCUGAUGCGUUCCUCGUCACAUGGCUCCUGGCAGGAGGUGGCUGACCGUGUCCACACCAACCGCUUCACUCUCCUGGGUGUCCUCCCUGGCCGUGAGUACCACUUCCGGGUGGUGGCCAAGAGUGAGCUGGGUGCCAGCAGGCCAUCAGACACCACCCAGCCUUGGUGCCUCCUUCGACAGCGAGACAAGUUCACAGUGAAGACACCUCGCUACCGGGACCUCAAUCUGAGCCAGAAGCCCCGCUUCCUGGUGGGCCUUCGGACCCACCUAGUGCCCCAGGGCUGUGAGUGCCACAUGACCUGCGCAGUUCAGGGCUCACCCCGGCCCCACAUCACCUGGUUCAAGAAUGGCCAGAGCCUGGAAGGACACAAGACAGCCUACAGCACUGACAUGUUGGGUGUGUGCUCCCUCGUCAUCCCCAGCGUCUCCCCUGAGGAUGGAGGCCAGUACAAGGCAGUGGCUGAGAACCCACUGGGCCAGGCUAUCAGCACUGCCACCCUCAUUGUCAUAGAACCCAGCUCCUAGGCCCACCUUGCUGGGAUGGCCCUGCCUGGACCCAUGGCCUCGGAAUGGAUGAUAGAUCUCUACAGCUUCACUCCUGACACUGAUACCAGCCUGGGGAGCCAACCCCCAUGGAUGGAAGCUGUGCCCAGAGGCACAAGAAGACAGCAAUGAGGGGCCCUCUGGAGAAGCUUUGCCUGGAGGACAUGGAGUCCUUGGGGAAGAAGAAGAAGGAUGGGCAAGGUAGCCCUAAGCUAAGCCACUGCACAGGAUGACCGCACCCUGCUAGGCCCUGACCACAUGGAUUUCUUUAUUUUAUACUUCAGGAGAUCUGGACAGAAUCAUCUGUGGGAGGGAAUCAGGCUCUUGUUUGCUAGGCCCCUUGGAGGGAGGGUGAGAUCAGCAGAGCAGCUGUGACCACAGUGGGGGAAAGUGAAGAAGAUCAGAAGACCUGGCAUCAAGGGCUUGAAGUAUGUGUGUGUGGCGGGGGGGGGGGGGCU
Cavia porcellus (domestic guinea pig) is the source of this 8622-nucleotide messenger RNA. It is a transcript of the gene Igfn1, whose product is annotated as immunoglobulin like and fibronectin type III domain containing 1. The record is from RefSeq and is a predicted model, not a curated record. Gene Ontology annotation, molecular function: protein binding. Bases 146 to 8146 code for a protein of 2666 amino acids. Lineage: Eukaryota; Metazoa; Chordata; Mammalia; Rodentia; Caviidae. The transcript has 24 exons.